AAUAUUUCUCGAAAACUCUUUACUAUUAAGUGCUCUAAUUUUUUUUAUUGCGUAUGUUUUCAUUUUUGCUAAUUAAAUACGUUUAGUUACAUCUAUCGUUUAAGUUUAGUUUGAAAUAAAAUAAUAAAGUCAGUUAUUGAAUAAUUUUAUGGAUGAGCUUACCCCAAUUAUUCGAUGGGCUCAGAAUGGGCCUGUUCUCAACGUUACUAUAGAUUUAAGUGAUGCGAAGAAUCCAGAUAUAAAAUUUGAUGAAACAAGUCUUAAGUUUAAAGGGUCUGGCCACGGUGCACAUGGUGAAAAUGACUACAGUUUUAGAUUGGAAUUUUACAAGAGAAUCGACUUUAAGAAAAGCAUUUUUAAGUGUACUGAUAGGAAUAUCCAAUUAGAGAUUGUUAAACAAGUCACAUCAGAGGAAUGGCCUCGUCUUUUAAAACAAGAAAAGAAACCUGUUUGGUUAAGAGUUGAUUUUGAUAAAUGGAAAGUUGAAGACUCUGAAGAAGAAAAAGAAGAUAGUGAUAUUUCAGACCAAAUCAAGAAAAUUUCCUUUGAACAAAAAAUCAAAAGUGAAGUAGAUAAAGCCAAAACCGAUUUAAUUAUUUACAGCAAAAUAGCUUGGUUAUCUUUAUACAACAUGUUCCAGGCUAUAUGUUAUACAAUUAUAUUUGCUAAAACAGUUUUGACUUUAAUAUGGUAUGGAAGAGAUGCACAUUUGUUUCUUUUUGAAGAAGUUGGUGAGCUUUUACUGACAUGUCAAUUAGCAACUUUUGUAGAAAUAUUAAACCCCUUAUUAAGGAUUGUUAGAACAGGCAUUAUUGCUCCAUUAAUUCAGGUUUGUGGGCGAAACUUUUGUUUGUUUAUUUUAAUUGUACCUGAAAAGAGUUUGCGCUCAAACUUUGCACUUGUACCUCUAAUACUUGCAUGGUCUGCUAGUGAGGUGAUUAGGUAUCCAUUUUACCUAACUACACUGCAUCAAUACAAAAGUUAUUUGUUAGGAUGGUUGAGAUAUUCAGCAUGGAUUAUUUUAUAUCCAAUGGGAAUGAUAUCUGAAGUACUUUUUAUAUACCAAUCAAUUGAGCUUGCUGAUAUUCGAAAAAGGUGGUGGUGUUCCUUACCCAAUGCUCUUAAUGUUUCAUUCAGUCUAUCUAUUUUUCUCAAAAUUUUACUUUGCAUUUAUGUUCCAUUUGCCGCAUAUAUGCUGAAACAUAUGUGGAUAUUGAGAUGUCGCAAAAUUGGCGGUAAAAGAAAGGCAAAGAUGCAUUAGCGGAAAGUUUCUUUGAAAAGAAACAAAAAUAAAAUAUUCAACUUUUUACGAUAGAUUUCGACUGCGAUUUUUUAAAUAUGUAUAUUUUGAAUUUUAAAAAAAAGUAAAAAAACAAGGAA
Messenger RNA from Hydra vulgaris (swiftwater hydra), 1380 nucleotides. Its product is annotated as very-long-chain (3R)-3-hydroxyacyl-CoA dehydratase. The record is from RefSeq and is a predicted model, not a curated record. NCBI's taxonomy places the organism in Eukaryota, Metazoa, Cnidaria, Hydrozoa, Anthoathecata, Hydridae. Gene Ontology annotation, biological process: sphingolipid biosynthetic process; fatty acid elongation; very long-chain fatty acid biosynthetic process. Gene Ontology annotation, cellular component: endoplasmic reticulum membrane. Gene Ontology annotation, molecular function: 3-hydroxyacyl-CoA dehydratase activity.